Geodia barretti is the source of this 4579-nucleotide messenger RNA. The record is from the annotation of a GenBank genome assembly. NCBI's taxonomy places the organism in Eukaryota, Metazoa, Porifera, Demospongiae, Tetractinellida, Geodiidae.
AUGGUGGUGAGACUGGGGGAGAGGUGGGGAGUGGGGAAGGUGAGGGAGGGUGUGAGCUGCAAUAGUGCACCAGCAACCGAGGACGCUACACACGCUGAUACAACUACCAACGAUCCCUCAACUGACAAAGACAAGGAUCGUCAAUUGUCGUCUGCAGCGGUUGUGCCGGGAGAAAAUAAAACGGGGACUUCGCCGUACCGGCUGGUCUUUGUGGAGGAUCUGAGCAGUGAAUCAAGUCUUGCCGGCUCCAUAUCUCCUCAGAACUUGGAGACCUCUGGCUCAUUUACAGCUGCCCCUCUGACUACUGCUGUGGCUGGGUCGGAGGUGAACCCUGCUCGUGAGGAAGAUCGUCAAAAGUUGGACGAGAAUCGCAGUACCGUGUCUUCUUCGAUGCUGGUGACUGAGAGUAAUAACGGCUCUUGCGACACAGCCGAGACUGUAAAAGGUGGGAGUUUGAGAGAUGGAGGAGGAGAGAGGGAGAGAGAGGAGAAGGCCUCAAGAGAGGGAGAGGGAAAGGGAGAGGAUGGAGCAGCCAGAGAGGCGACAGUUGAGGAGCGUGCUGAAUCGGUGACACCUCCCCCGAAACCAAAACCAAAGGAACACGCUCUCUCACGACUACCCAGUGAUUCCGAUGUUGGCGAUAUUCCCCCCUUCUCCCCACUCGAGUACCACUCCAGCGAAGACGAGACUCGUCCCGGGGGGCUGACCCCCUCGUUUCCCGUCCUUACCCCCUCCCCCCUGCCCCCCGGGACCGAGAGCCCCCUGGAGGAACAACCGACCAUGAGCAUCCUAUUUAGCGGCGUCUUCUACUUGGGUUCGUCCACAGUCGAUGCCCCGAUCAGCGAAACGGAGGCCAACCGAAAGAUGAACAUUCUCCACGAACAGGCCCUCACCUCCCACCCUAUGCCCAUCAUCCUCUCCGUCCCCAUCUCUAACGAGGGGAGCGUACUCCUCAAGGACCCCAAGACGGACCAACUCCUCACCACUUUCCCCGUGAAGAUGAUUCUGUUUUGCGUCCGCGGAGGAGACGAGUCUCUCCAGGACUGCUUCUGUUUCAACGUCCGGCACAAGAGGAGCGGGACCCACCACUGUCACGUCUUCCGCUGCGACAUCAUGGAGGCGACUCACAAGAUAUUUGAGGCCAUCGGAAGAGCUUUCAAGACGACAUCUGAUCUGACUCACUCUCCCACUCCUGAUGAACUGUUCUACGAGGUGGACAUUGGAGUGGAGAUACUGGAGGAUGACGGGAAAGGGAACUUCAAUCACGUCACAGUCGACAAGGACUGUUUCCGACUGCGGCAGAACACCAGAAAGAAAGUUACCAUGACGAUACUCCCUUCCCCAAACAACCCGGCUCCCCUCAACAUACAGAGGUGUUUCGGAAUGCUGCUCUCUCCCGGAAAAGACCUGGUCCAUUCACAGAUGAACCUUCUGGACAACAUGAAUGGGAAGAAUGGCAACAAUGGGAGCUACGUGGUGUCAGGGUACUGGGACAUCGGAGUCCCGUUUCUAUCUUCUCUCAACGAGGACACACCAAAAUCCAACAAACAGCAGUACCUUACAGUGGCGGCUGAUCUUGUCAUGGAAAUUGUCAAUGAACCCGUCAGAUUCAAGAGGUACAUAAUGCAGUCCAAAACACAAACCCCACUUCAUUGCACGAUACAGAUUGUUGCGUGGGACACAAACUUCAAAUGUAUGGGCAUGAUGGGUCCAUGCAACAAAGUUGUAUCAAAUAGACUAUGUAUGUAUUGGGUGCAUCAUGUGGCGUGGACCUUUAAGUUGCAUGCAACUUUGUGUCUCACACAACAAAGGCUCAUCGUGUUUCAUACUCCCUUCUUUUUCCUCUCCUCUUACUCCCCGUGGUUUUUUUUCUCUCCACCUCCUGGUAGAGAGGUGAAGGUGAGGGUGUCCAGAGGAGACAUGCUGAGCAGUAUUCAACUGGGACUGAUGACCUCACUCACAAAGAGAAAGCUAUCUCUUGAGGGUUUUACCCUCGUAUUGGCCAAGGAGCCAGAGACUCCGGGAGGAGGCAGACCGCACUACUCAGUGGUGGAGCUGAGGGAGGGUAUCCGGUCGUCUGUCGCGCCCGCUGCCCCAAGCCCCUCCCACUCCCCCGACGUCCCCCACAGGGACCUGCAUGACCCUCCCACCACCACCAGCGGGAAGGCUAGUAGCGGAGCUCGGCCUCGUUUAUUCUCUCUAUCUUUUCCCUGGGGUCAGCAGGUGAUGUCUCCAAUGGAGGACCAACCUCACCCACUCUCCUCUCAGAGGAGGAAGACGGCUGCCAGCGGAGGAGGAGUCAAGACUCAGCUCUCCAAACUCAAAGAGGACCAAGAUGCAGACAGUGACUCACUAAUAGUUAGCUUUGAUCAGUACUGUCUGCAGUACAUUGCAAUGGCAGUUGACAGUUUGAGAGAAAUAGCAAGACACUACCCCCCUCACGGUGCAACCGUGGCACCAGAAACACAAACAAAUCGCAAGUACAAAUGCUGCAAGCUUCUCAGAAGCAGCAGCAGCACAAACAACGCCUGCACUCACCGUGUUGGGAUGCUCGGACGUAAGCGCUCGACUCUCUCUCUCUUGAACCCCGAAGUGGAGGACGGUGAGGAGGAGACGAUGGUGUCGGGCUGGGGAGAGGCAGAGGACAUGAAGGAGGACCUGCUGAAAGACUGGGGAGAAGUUCUGGACAAGUGGGACGGGAAACAGAGGGACAAGGCACGACCCAAGCAGCUCAGUAAACUCUGCAGGAAGGGUAUUCCGUACCACCUGCGCUGUCAGGUGUGGCAGAUGUUGUCGGGAGCGGCCUACGACCCACAGCUACUGGAGUCCUACCGACUACUCAUUCCUAAGCCAGUGGCCAGAGACGUUCUCUACAAGAUCAGCAAGGCCUACUCAAUCUACGACGCAGAGGUGGGGUAUUGCCAGGGGCUCUCUUUCAUCGUCGCCGUCCUCCUCCUCCAGAAAAUGCCGGAGGAACAGGCGUUUGCCGUUCUGAUAAAGAUCAUGUACCAGUAUCACCAUAGGGACGUGUUCAAGACGAACUUUUAUCAGCUUCACCUCAUGUUCUACCAACUGGACAGACUGCUCAAGGAGUACAUGGAGGGACUCCACGGCCACUUCCACCAUGAGAGAGUGGAGACACACAUGUACUCCUCCCAGUGGUUCCUCACCAUCUACACCGCCAAGUUCCCCAUCACCAUGGUCUUUAGAGUCAUGGACGUCUUCCUCUGCGAGGGUCCAACCAUCAUGUUCCAGAUUGCACUAGCCAUCCUAAAGAUUUGCAAGCACGACCUGAAAGCCCUGGAUUUUGAAGGAAUCCUGAACUAUUUCAGAGAGUCGGUCCCCAAGCGGUUCCAGUCUGAGGAUUCAGUGAAUGAGCUCUUUCGUAUUGCAUCAUCCUUCAAGGUGAAGGAGAGAAAACUGAAAGAGAUGGAGAAGGACUAUCCAACUUACCUGGAGCAGCAAGCUGAGCUGGAGGACCCUCUGAGAAGACUUGAGAGUGACAACAAGCUAAUGCGAGACACAAUAGUGAAGCUGGAGAAAGAAAAUGGGCAUCUUACUCAAGAGCUGGUUGCCAGUAAGGCCGGCAUGAGGGAAGAAAUGGACAGGUUGGAGGAGAGAAUAGACACUCUGAGCAAAGAAUCCAGAGCACACAAGACUGCCACUGAAGCAGCUCAACUCUUGAUAGCGGAGCUGAGAGAAGAACUGAAGCAGGCAAAGGUGGAAUAUCAGAAUGUUAUGGUUCAACUAAUGGAAGAAAGAGUGCAGAAUUCAGCUACAGUAUCAGAAUACAAGCAGGCACAGUGCAGCAUGCAGCAAAACACUGCCACCUCGGCCUCACGAGACCCACAGCAACCUGAUCACCCACUCUCGGAGCACAAAGCCACCCUGUCGUCGGAGGGGAAACUGCGGAAACUGGAGCUGGAGUUGGCACAGACGAAACUGGCACUGGUGGAGUCGCAGUGCCGGAACCAGGAACUGGAAAAACGACUCGAAGGUAGCGCCUCCAAUUCCAGCAGUCGCUCCACUAAGGGCAGUUUUCUUGGUCGUGGCAAAAAGAAGACCUGAGCUUACAUGUAUUUCCAUAGUCAUCCGUAGCACUUGUAUGGGCACAAGUUCGUGUGAUCACUGCAGCAUACAUCAACUAGUCAGCACCAAAUCAUCAAUAUUAUUACCUGUUAUUCUGACCACAACCAACCGAUGAAAAAGUUCAUUCAUACACCUGAAUAAGAAUUUAAUAUGCACAUUGUUGCGGUUAUAAACUUAUGGUGUCAUCUAUGACUGCUUGCAUUUGGUGACGUACGUACAUCCUUGAUUUUCAUGGUUUAAGAUGAUUGAGAAUGAACAUGGAAUGAUGAUGUCGUUACAAGAUCUGAACAUGUCAUGUGAGCCGAACAUGUAGAGGAGCAGUUCCCUUGUGAUCAUGGCAUAUCUUGUGAACACAUCUCUUUCCCCGGUCCAAAUGAUGCCUCUCGUAGAGGUCUCUAGCCUGACCCUGGAACCCUCCGGCUCCAAACAUCACCAGACACGUUGCCUGCGAAGCUAUUGCUCGCUGCAAGUUUGCCACAUAAGCUCCCUC